Molecule: messenger RNA, 489 nt
Organism: Paramuricea clavata
Lineage: Eukaryota; Metazoa; Cnidaria; Anthozoa; Malacalcyonacea; Plexauridae
Source: the annotation of a GenBank genome assembly
GCACUAAACCUACACGAGUUAGAACAAAAGAGUAAAGAAACUGACAAUGGGCUUUGUCAUGAUCAUUCCUGCAUUAUUAUGGAGACACUCAGCACUAAUUGCAUUAGAAAUCAACACGCGCCUCCGACUCAAGAGCAUACCUGUACUAAUAAAUAUAUCACAUCUCAAGAAUUACCACCUAACCCUCGAAUACCACCAAAACAAGUUGAUAAGCAGGAGCCUCAAAAACAUGCUGGUCAGGUAAGUCAAUUCCCAAAAUAUACGGCAAUUUCGGACAAGAACAGCAACGACAAUGCAAAACGACACAAACCAUCACAACAUGAAUUAACUAACUGUUAUGCCAUCCCGACUGGCGUUACCCAUAGAACACCAUCAAAGAAAUCGACGUGGCGACGAAAUAAACAUGGCGCUAGAAUCAACCAGACUGAGGAGGGUUUUCGCAAGGACAAAUGGAAAGCCAAUAUGAGCUUUUUCCAGUAUUAUUACUAG